AAAUAAAAAUAGUUUAAAACUAGUGAAAAACUAAAAUAUAAAAUCAGAGUUUUUAAAGAAAAAUCACUAAAAAAAAAAAAAAAGGAUCCGAGAGAUGAGAUCAUUGCUUAAUAAUAACCAAAUAAAAAUUAUGAGCCACAUUCAUGGCAUUUGGACGAAGGACGAGGUUACUUUAGGAACAAAUGCAAAAUUUGAAAUUUCCGUUUGCCGCCCAAAAGUAAUCAUCUUUGAUUCCCCCACCGAAACCAAAACCAUCUCCCGCCCAUUCGUACUUAUAAACCCGUCGAACUCCGCCGUUUCGUUCCCGUUCCCGUUCCGAGCCUCUUCACCCUCUGACCCUUCCAAGGAUCUCGAGGAGCCGGGGAGGAAUCAGAGGAGAGAGAUGGCGGGGAAAGGAGGGAAGGGGCUUUUGGCGGCGAAGACGACGGCGGCCAAUAAGGACAAGGACAAGAAAAAGCCGGUGUCCCGCUCGUCCAGAUCUGGACUGCAGUUUCCUGUCGGUCGAAUCCACCGCCUGCUGAAAUCCAGAAUCUCUGCAAAUGGACGUGUUGGGGCAACAGCGGCAGUGUAUUCUGCUGCAAUACUGGAGUACCUAACGGCAGAGGUGUUGGAACUUGCCGGGAACGCAAGCAAGGAUCUCAAGGUGAAGCGUAUCACACCACGCCACCUUCAGCUGGCCAUUCGUGGAGAUGAGGAACUUGACACCCUUAUCAAAGGCACCAUUGCCGGUGGUGGUGUCAUCCCUCACAUCCACAAGUCCCUCAUUAACAAGUCCACCAAGGAAUGAAAAUUCAACUUUUGUUGAAUACCACAGGUGUUGUAGUUUGUGUGACUUUCUUUCUUCGCUAGUGAACCUGUAGGUAGUUUAACGUGAAUAUUGAACCUUCGUCGAAGCUUUUCUGGCUGUAGCAAUGUGAGAUUGGGAUUUGGCUAUUGUCAUACGACUUAACAUCAUUUUCUGUUCUUAUUAUAAAUCACUUUAAACCC
This is a messenger RNA of Musa acuminata AAA Group (dessert banana), 987 nucleotides long. Its product is annotated as histone H2A variant 1-like. Gene Ontology annotation, molecular function: protein heterodimerization activity; structural constituent of chromatin; DNA binding. Lineage: Eukaryota; Viridiplantae; Streptophyta; Magnoliopsida; Zingiberales; Musaceae. The transcript is spliced from 3 exons. Gene Ontology annotation, biological process: heterochromatin formation. The record is from RefSeq and is a predicted model, not a curated record. The coding region runs from base 95 to 787 and encodes 230 amino acids. Gene Ontology annotation, cellular component: chromatin; nucleosome.